AGGCCCACUGAUGACAUAUGACCAUCAAUAAUCACUGAGUAAUACUUGAUACUUAUUUUCAACUGUUUUUUUUAUCUUUACAGUGAUGUCUGGUGCAAAGAUCCUGCUGUUCCUGCAGAGCCUGUCCCGUAGGAAACCUCUGGAGCCCGAAGGAGAGGAAUCCAACUUUCGCCGAUGCCUGACCACCCUCGACCUGGUGGCUCUGGGGGUCGGCAGCACACUGGGGGCCGGUGUGUACGUACUGUCGGGAGAAGUGGCCAGAACUGUGGCCGGGCCGAGUAUCAUAAUUGCCUUCCUGAUAGCAGCAGUGGCCUCAAUCUUUGCUGGACUUUGCUAUGCUGAAUUUGGAGCUCGGGUUCCCAAGACUGGCUCUGCUUAUCUCUACAGCUAUGUGACUGUGGGAGAGAUAUGGGCUUUUAUCACCGGCUGGAACUUGUUGCUGUCUUAUGUCAUAGGGACGUCAAGUGUUGCCAGAGCAUGGAGUGGGACCUUCGAUGAUCUCAUUGGAAAUGUCAUUGCCAACUCUCUGGGAAAACAGGCUGCAAUGGAUUUACCUGGAUUAGCUCCCUACCCAGAUUUUUUUGCAGCUGGCCUCAUAAUGCUCUUGGCAGGGAUUCUUGCAUUUGGUGUUAAAGAGUCAGCUAUUGUGAACAAGGUUUUUACAGCAGUUAACAUCCUGGUGUUGCUGUUUGUUAUCCUUGCCGGAGUCAUCAAGGGGGACAUCGACAACUGGUACAUUAGUGAAGAUUCUCUCCUAGAUGGAUAUGAAAACCACACAUCACUGAAUGAAACCACUGGAUUUGGCAGUGGAGGAUUUUUCCCUUUUGGCUUUGAGGGAACAUUAGCAGGAGCAGCCACUUGCUUUUAUGCAUUUGUUGGAUUUGACUGCAUUGCAACAACAGGAGAAGAGGUUCAAAACCCUCAGAAGUCGAUCCCACUUGGAAUUGUGGCGUCCCUCCUCAUCUGCUUCCUGGCUUAUUUUGGUGUGUCUGCUGCUCUGACUCUUAUGAUGCCGUACUUUUUGCUCAGUGUUCACAGCCCAUUGCCUGUGGCCUUUACAUACAUCGGUUGGGGCCCUGCAAAGUAUGUAGUGGCUGUGGGAUCCCUCUGUGCACUGUCAACAAGCCUUUUAGGAUCAAUGUUCCCGAUGCCCCGUGUUCUCUUUGCCAUGGCAAGGGAUGGACUUCUCUUCAGACCUCUCAGUAGAAUGAGUGAUAGACAAAGUCCUGUCAUCGCGACCCUGGCUUCAGGGGUUGUAGCAGCCAUCAUGGCGUUGUUGUUUGACCUGAAGGCAUUGGUUGACAUGAUGUCAAUUGGAACCCUCUUUGCUUACACACUUGUUGCCAUAUGUAUCCUCAUAUUAAGGUACCAGGUAGGGCUCAAUGAGGAUUCAAGUUUCAGCAAACCAGACCCUUUUACAAUUACUGCAGUAUUAUAUCCUCCUCCACAGGCCACCACACGGACAUCAAAAAAUGUGUCUGUUUUAACUAUUUUUAUUAUCUUUUUAGCUGUCAUCCUAAGCCUCGUCAUAUCUGGAGCUCUAGACUCCCUGCAGACACUGGAGUGGUGGAGUUUACUUUGUGUCAUUGUGAUCGUGCUGAUGUUGGUCCUCAUUACGCUGAUCAUCUGGAGACAACCGCAGAACACAACCAGAGCUGCAUUCAUGGUUCCUUUUGUUCCACUGCUUCCUAUUUUCAGUACCUUUGUCAAUGUCUAUCUAAUGGUUCAACUUGGAUCAGACACGUGGAUCCGCUAUGCAGUGUGGAUGGCAGUAGGUUUAAUUAUCUACUUUUGUUACGGUGUCCAGCACAGUGUGCAGAAAAAACGGCUUCAAAUUUCACACAACCAAGUCAGCAUUCACAGCAUCACCACCACUGUGGAGCAAAACUUUGAACCUAGACAAGAUUUUAAUGGGUAAAUGAUGUAACAUGACAAAACGCUUUCAUUAUAAUAAAAGGUUGGCCAGUGUGCAUGAAUUCAUACAUCUAAAAAAAUGUAUUUAAAUCACAACCUCUGACCUCUAUUUUCUUUUUUCUUUUCUGGGAAAUUAAAUAUUUUGUAUAUUAUACUUUUACAAAACAUAUAUUUUUCAUUAUUUAGAUUUGAACAGAUUAAAAAUCACAUGUAUUAUUUAAAUUACCUUGACAUUAUCUCUGCAUGAGGCGUUAUGCAGUAUUGUGUUUUUAUUUUACUGUUUCACAGAGACAUCACAGGUUAGGGUUUGGACGAUUUUACAAAAAAUAAGAGCCAUGUUAGAGCCACAAUUCAAAUACCUCUUUUAUAGUCAAAAGACAACAUUGAGCUUAUAUGAGUAAAUACUGUAAAAUAAAUACAGUUAUUGUGAUGUGUUUUUUGUAAUCAAUGUUCACAUACAGUUGGGUAAAUUAUAUCAUCCAAAACUUUAUUUAUGUAGCACUUCAUUCCAGGUGGAAGCACAAUGUAUUAUAUGUUUCCUGCAUUUCCUUUAUAGGUGCAUUUUCACAUUUUCUUAUAUAAUGUAUUUUAGCCUUUUGCUAACAGGGAUUUCUUUUGUUGAGCUUCUCUACUGGUUGUUCACCGUACCCAACUCCCAGUGUGUUUAAUGUAUUUCUAUCGCUUUCUAUUGUCAUGUUUUUUGUGAUAUGCACGUUAAAUAAACAUGGCAUUAGAUUUCUGGAAAAACAAGUCUCCCUUUCUACUUUCCAUUCAAACUAUAACUUUCUGCUUUCACUGUCAUUUAGACGACCACAUUGUUUGGAUUAUAAAUGCCACAUUUAUUUACAACACGUGAUAGGAACUCAUGAAGGCUGUCUUUGUUUACGGAAGCACAGUUUAAAUAACGC
Molecule: messenger RNA, 2822 nt
Organism: Dicentrarchus labrax (European seabass)
Lineage: Eukaryota; Metazoa; Chordata; Actinopteri; Moronidae
Product: cationic amino acid transporter 2 family protein
Exons: 12
Coding region: 86-1918 (610 amino acids)
Biological process (GO): transmembrane transport; amino acid transport
Cellular component (GO): plasma membrane
Molecular function (GO): amino acid transmembrane transporter activity
Source: RefSeq, a predicted model, not a curated record